Messenger RNA from Triticum turgidum subsp. durum (durum wheat), 2040 nucleotides. NCBI's taxonomy places the organism in Eukaryota, Viridiplantae, Streptophyta, Magnoliopsida, Poales, Poaceae. The record is from the annotation of a GenBank genome assembly.
AUGCCAGGUCUGAUCUGGUUGUGCGUCCUCUUGAUCGUAUCUUGCCAUGAUGGCGUUGAUGGCGUCACGGAGUUCAUAUACAAUGGGUUCGCCGGCAGCAAGCUCCGCCUCGACGGUGAGGCUUCCAUCUCAAAACAAGGCGUCCUCUCUCUAACGAGGGACAGCUACUUCACCCAGGGGCAUGGCUUCCAUCCAGAACCUCUUCCGUUUGUCAAUUCCCAUGGUGUGUCCAUGAGCUUCUCUGCCACUUUCGUGUUCUCCAUUACGCCCAGCGACUAUGGCGGUUCCGGAGACGGGAUGGCGUUUGUCAUCUCCUUGGCCCCGCUAUCUGGUAUCUGGACAGAUGGGAAAUACUUGGGACUUGUCAAUGAGGAGGACGACGGUUCCAUACUUGCAAACCGUUUCUUCGCCAUCGAGCUCGACACAGGAGUCAACAAGGAGUUCGGAGAUAUAGAUGACAACCAUGUCGGGGCUGAUCUCAACAACCUAACGUCCACUGUCUCUUCAACCGCAGGCUACUACAGCGGCAAUGUCGAGCAGGACUUCAAUCCGCUGAGGCUUUCUAGUGGAAACCCAAUGCAAGUGUGGGUGGACUACAUCGAUAUGCACCUUGACAUCAGGCUUGCUCCUGUCGCCAUGUAUAAGCCCUCAUUACCGCUUUUGUCUUACUACCCUGUCGACCUUGCAAAGGUCCUCAAGAAUGACACCAAAUCAAAGGCAGGGGUUCCAACCACAGCAUACGUCGGUUUCUCUGCCUCCAACGGUGAUUGGCCAGAUUGGUGUGCGGCCCAUCAGAUUCUUGGGUGGAGCUUUAACAUGUAUGGACCGGCCGAACCACUUAACUUAUCACUGCUGCUGCCGCCAUUAAUACAAGUCCAAGAUAGUUCCAGACAAGAAGCCCAUGACAAGAAAAAAGUCGUCAAAUGGGUGACUGCAACUAUAUCUUCCCUUGCCAUACUUGCAGGUAUAACAGCUUGCCUUCUCCUUCGAUGGUGGUGGUGCAAGACGAGGAACUCAGAGUGGAACGAAGAUUGGGAGGCUGAGCUUGGCCCCCGCCGCUUCGCAUACUGGGACCUCCACAGGGCAACGGAUGGCUUCCGCGACAUGCAGCUUCUGGGAAAAGGCGGCUUUGGGCAAGUCUAUAGAGGAGCCCUGGGCAGCUCUGGGAUGGACAUCGCGGUGAAGCGGAUCUCCUCAGAAUCCAAGCAGGGGCUGGCCGAAUUCACAGCUGAAAUCAUCAUCCUUGGCCGCCUACGGCACCGGAACCUCGUUCGCUUGAUCGGCUAUUGUCGGCACAAGAAGGAGAUGCUCCUGGUCUACGAGUGCAUGCCCAACGGCAGCCUGGAUAGCUACCUGCAUGCCCAGACGAGGCAUGCAAUGCUCUCCUGGUCUCAGAGGCUUCACAUCAUCAAAGGCGUUGCGUCCGGGCUUCUGUACCUCCACGAGGACUGGGAACAAGUCAUCAUACACCGUGACGUCAAGGCCAGCAACGUGCUCCUGGAUGGGGAGAUGAACGGUCGGCUGGGUGACUUCGGCCUUGCCAGGCUGCACGACCAUGGUGCCGAUGCGCACACUACCCACGUGGCCGGCACGAGGGGCUACCUCGCCCCUGAGCUAACAAGGUUCGGCAAGGCGACCAAGGCCACAGAUGUGUUUGCGUUUGGUGCCUUCGUCCUAGAGGUGGCAUGCGGCAGGCGGCCCGUGGGGUUCAACGCCCGCGGUGAGCUGCUGGUGCUCGUCCAAUGGGUGCGAGACACGUGGGCGAGCGGCUCCGGCUCGAUCGUCGACACCAUUGACCCAAGACUGGACGAGUAUGCUGCUGAUGAGGCGGAGCUGGUGCUCAAGCUUGGGUUGUUGUGCUCGCACCCUUUACCUGUGGCGAGGCCCAGCAUCCGCCUUAUCAUGCGGUACCUUGAUGGGGAUUUACCUUUGCCCGAGUUCUCUCCUGGGUAUCUCAGCAUUACAGAUGUCGAUCAGGUUCUUGAUGAAGUGCCUCCGUCAGUGGCGAACAGCAUUACAGGUCUGUCUGGAGGUAGAUGA